Messenger RNA from Melampsora larici-populina 98AG31, 1788 nucleotides. RefSeq lists its product as uncharacterized. Gene Ontology annotation, biological process: glycolytic process. Bases 102 to 1442 code for a protein of 446 amino acids. The record is from RefSeq and is a predicted model, not a curated record. Gene Ontology annotation, cellular component: phosphopyruvate hydratase complex. Gene Ontology annotation, molecular function: phosphopyruvate hydratase activity; magnesium ion binding. The transcript has 10 exons. NCBI's taxonomy places the organism in Eukaryota, Fungi, Basidiomycota, Pucciniomycetes, Pucciniales, Melampsoraceae.
CUUAAAUCGCUCAGUCAACAAGCCAAGUCAACCACAUCCUCACCCUCCUAUAUACCUUCAAUCCAUUCAAGUGUUCUAACCCACCGCACCAUACAUACAAAAUGGCUAUCACUAAGAUCCACGCCCGCCAAAUCUUUGACUCUCGAGGAAACCCCACUGUCGAGGUCGAUCUCACUACUUCAAAAGGUCUCUAUCGCGCUGGUGUUCCAUCCGGUGCUUCGACUGGUGUACACGAAGCUGUCGAGUUGAGAGACGGCGACAAGUCCAAGUACCUUGGAAAAGGUGUACAAAAAGCCGUCGACAACGUCAACAACAUCAUCGCACCUGAGCUGAUCAAGGCUGGGAUUGCUGUUACUGACCAAAAGGCAGUCGACGACUUUCUUAUCAAGCUUGAUGGUACCGCCAACAAGGGAAAACUUGGUGCCAACGCCAUCUUAGGCGUCAGUAUCGCUGUCGCUAAGGCUGGUGCCGCUGAAAGUGGCGUACCUCUCUAUGCUCACAUCGCCAAACUCGCUGGCACCCGCACUCCCUACGUGCUUCCUCUGCCUUGCAUGAACGUCAUCAACGGUGGAUCGCAUGCUGGUAAUGCAUUAGCAUUCCAAGAAUUCAUGAUCCUUCCCACGGGCGCUGCUUCGUUCGAUGAAGCAAUGAAGAUGGGCACUGAAACUUAUCAUGCUCUUAAGGGUGUCAUCAAGACCAAGUACGGUAUCGAUGCUACCAAUGUGGGUGACGAGGGUGGAUUUGCUCCCAAUGUUCAGGGAGCAGACGAGGCUCUUGAGAUCUUAACCGAAGCUAUCAAGAAGGCUGGCUAUGAUGGCAAAGUCAAGAUCGCACUUGACGUUGCCUCUUCCGAGUUCUACAAGGAUGGAAAAUACGACUUGGACUUCAAAAACCCCAAGUCUGACCCUUCCAAGUGGCUUACAGGUGUUCAACUGUCUGAGACUUACAUCGCAAUGAUCAAAAAAUAUGGUAUCAUCUCGAUUGAAGAUCCUUUUGACCAGGAUGACUGGGAAGCAUGGUCACACUUUACCAAGCACGCUGGAAUUCAAGUCGUUGGUGAUGACUUGACAGUCACCAACCCUCUACGUAUCAACACCGCUAUCCAGAAGAAAGCCUGUAACGGUCUUCUCCUCAAGGUCAACCAGAUUGGUACCAUCACAGAGUCCAUUGAAGCUGCUCGAUUAGCCCAGUCGGAUGGAUGGGGUGUGAUGGUCUCUCACCGAUCUGGUGAAACAGAGGACACUACUAUCGCUGACGUGACUGUUGGUCUGGGAUGCGGACAAAUCAAAACUGGUGCCCCUGCACGAUCGGAGCGAGUGGCCAAGUACAACGCCCUCAUCCGCAUUGCUGACGAGCUUGCACAGGCUGGUACCCCUGCCAGUUUCGCUGCUGGCCAGGGUCUUAGCGAAGGCAGCUCUGCUCCAGCGCUAUUAAAGAAGUAAACAAUGCCACAUUUCACUACCGGCCGUCCGAUAUCCGCCUACAUUCCUGACGGCAAUAGAUAUCAACCUAAGCUCUUCUUGUGAUCCUCGUCCAGAGUUCACGAUGUAGCUGCUUGAACAAGUGCAAAGAGUUAUGGACCUGGUCUUUUGGCUAGGUUGGAAAAAGGAAAUAAGUUACCAAUUGUCGAGGUUUUAGAGCUAUCUGAACAAAAAUAAAAACAUGUAUAUAAGAGAAAGUUGUACAGCGACAAGUUGACGCAAGUAUAUGAAAUCGUUUGCCUCCGCCUUUUGCAAUACUGUACUAUAUACGAGGUUGAAACUGAAGAGAGUAUACCACUUCUCAGAC